AUGAAACCGACUGACACCGCCACGGCUCGUUUUUACGGUCUACCGAAGGUACACAAGGCAAAUGUCCCACUCAGGCCAAUCGUAUCCCUUCGUGGCACUCCGACGUACGGUUUGGCAAAAUGGAUGUUCGGUCGUCUUAAGUUUUUGGCCGAAGGCUCACCAACAACAGUUGCAUCUGCGUAUCAAUUCCUCGAACGCAUAAAACAUCUGAGGUUAGAGCCAGACGAGUCCAUGGUAUCCUUUGAUGUCGUUUCGCUCUUCACCUCCAUCCCACAGCAACUAGCGAUAGAUGUUGUGGACCAACUACUGGCAGAGCGUUAUGAGGAGAGAGAUAGACCUCUGAAGUCUGAGCAUCUGCUCGAGCUUCUGAGAUAUUGUCUCAAGACCUAUUUCACUUUCGACGGACAAAUGUACGAACAAAUAAAGGGCACUCCUAUGGGCUCCCCUAUAUCAGGCCUAAUUGCUGAAGUAGUCCUUCAACGGGUAGAACACUUGGUGUUCACCAAAUAUCAAUCAAAGUUCUGGGCCCGCUAUGUCGAUGACACCUUCGUCGUUGUCAAAACAACUGACAUAGAACACCUAAAGGGACUACUGAACUCGGUUGACCCGGAUAUACAAUUUACGAUGGAAGCGGAAACAAACAACCAACUGCCCUUCCUUGACGUACUUGUGCGCCGGUGUACCAUUGGACAGCUGCAAACUACAGUAUUCCGAAAAUCCACCGACACGAGACAGAUCGUACACUUCAACAGCAACCAUCCACUGCCUCACAAACGUAGUUGUGUCCGCACUCUAUUCCAAAGAGUCGAAACACACUGCAGCACACCAGAAGAUAAAAGGGCCGAACGAUUGUACCUUGUGGACCUAUUUGCAGCCAAUGGUUAUCCCAGGCAUUUCAUCGAGAGAAGCAGACGUUGGGCGCCCAGACAACGGCCAAAUGAGCAGCAACCCGAAGUCUGGAGGGCCAUUCCUUACGUUAAAGGGGUCUCUGAAGCGGUCUCGCGACUGUUAAAACCCACCAGAGUAGGCAUAGCCCAUCGACCACAAGCAACAAUUCGACGUCGCCUGAUGCAACCUAAAGACCCAUUGCCACCCGCUGAAACCUCAGCAGUCAUCUACAAAAUAAAUUGCAAUGAGGGCGACUGCAACUAUGUGGGCGAAACUGUGCGGAAAUUGCAAACUCACCUACAAGAACACAAAUCGGCCACUCGGAGGUUAGACCCUAACUCUCAACUAGCAACACACGUUGGGGAAACGGGGCAUACUUUUGACCUCCAGAGGGCUACCAUCUUAGGCCGAGGCAACACAAAAACAGAACGACUAACUCUCGAGGCGUGGUUCUCCGAUGCCCACUCUAUCAACAGGCAUCUGGACCUUCCUGCAGCUUACAAAGUCCUACGUCAUCACAACCGUAGAGCUCAGGACCAAACAACCACACCGGACUUAAGAAGACAGCACGGAGAUAGCCCGACGCUGAGCUUACUCGGUGAGGAAGAACAAGAACCGCCAGACCGACCGCCCGACUAA
Molecule: messenger RNA, 1527 nt
Organism: Spirometra erinaceieuropaei
Lineage: Eukaryota; Metazoa; Platyhelminthes; Cestoda; Diphyllobothriidea; Diphyllobothriidae
Source: the annotation of a GenBank genome assembly